CCUGUACGUUCGCACUGUGUGCAGGGUCCUGUAAGGUCGCGGUGUCUGCAGGGUCCUGUACGUUCGUACUGUGUGCAGGGUCCUGUAAGGUCACGGUGUCUGCAGGGUCCUGUACGGUCACGGUGUCUGCAGGGUCCUGUACGGUCACGGUGUCUGCAGGGUCCUGUACGGUCGCGGUGUCUGCAGGGUCCUGUAAGGUCGCGGUGUCUGCAGGGUCCUGUAAGGUCGCGGUGUCUGUAGGGUCCUGUACGUUCGCGGUGUCUGCAGGGUCCUGUACAUUCGUACUGUGUGCAGGGUCCUGUAAGGUCACGGUGUCUGCAGGGUCCUGAAAGGUCACGGUGUCUGCAGGGUCCUGAAAGGUCACGGUGUCUGCAGGGUCCUGUACGGUCGCGGUGUCUGCAGGGUCCUGUACGGUCGCGGUGUCUGCAGGGUCCUGUAAGGUCGCGGUGUCUGCAGGGUCCUGUAAGGUCGCGGUGUCUGCAGGGUCCUGUAAGGUCGCGGUGUCUGCAGGGUCCUGUACGUUCGCGGUGUCUGCAGGGUCCUGUAAGGUCGCGGUGUCUGCAGGGUCCUGUAAGGUCGCGGUGUCUGCAGGGUCCUGUAAGGUCGCGGUGUCUGCAGGGUCCUGUACGUUCGCGGUGUCUGCAGGGUCCUGUACGGUCGCGGUGUCUGCAGGGUCCUGUAAGGUCGCGGUGUCUGCAGGGUCCUGUAAGGUCGCGGUGUCUGCAGGGUCCUGUACGUUCGCGGUGUCUGCAGGGUCCUGUACGGUCGCGGUGUCUGCAGGGUCCUGUACGGUCGCGGUGUCUGCAGGGUCCUGUACGUUCGCGGUGUCUGCAGGGUCCUGUACGUUCGCGGUGUCUGCAGGGUCCUGUACGGUCGCGGUGUCUGCAGGGUCCUGCACAGUAACAGUGUUUGUUGGGUCAGGAAUGAUCACUGUGGAUGAAGCCAUCUUUUUAAUGAUUCAAGGUUUCCCAAAAUAUCUUUCCUUGUCAGAAAGCCAAUACGGAUCAGAGUGCAGAUCAGAACCCCAGGCUGUCCUGCCUGGCUCAGCCCACACUUUCCGAAUGGGUCAGAACCGCACUUGCAGCACUUCUGUGGUGUCUGGCUGAUGUGGUAGAAGGGGGGGGUGGUUCUUGGUGAAAGGAAACGAAGCAUCAGCAGAAGCUUCUGAUUGUGCUGUAGAAAGAGUCACAGCGGCUCUGUGCUACUCUAUGCUGUUUGUGAUACUCCCCCUCACUUCCAUCCCAUGGAUACAGUUGCCAUGGUGAUGUCGUGCAGUCAGAGCAGCUGGCCGGCAGCCUCGUUGUCACGCAGUGAUAAAGCACAUGACAACCAUGGAGGCCAGAGGGCAGGACUUAGCUUGGGCUUUCCUGAACGGAGACCCUUCUACCCAGCAUUACGUCACUUCCUGAACACGCUCUCCGGAUUUUGAACCAUGCGUGCCUGUUGCCCCUAAGCCCUGCACACAGGAAGUCAUCACACACACGCUCCCUUGUGGACUGCUGUCCCAAUUCAACCUAUAGGACUGUCCUCAUCCUCCUCUUCCUCCUUCCAAGCUGAGGUGUGGGAACAACCUAGAUUUACCCCUUCCUAUUCCCGAUCUGGUAAACCUUUUUCCUUUGUCACCAUGACAACCUCAGCCCUGCGCCGGCAGGUGAAGAACAUCGUGCACAACUACUCUGAGGCAGAGAUCAAAGUGCGGGAAGCGACCUCCAAUGACCCAUGGGGGCCACCUAGCUCGCUCAUGUCCGAGAUCUCGGACAUGACCUUCAAUGUAGUGGCCUUCACUGAGGUCAUGGGCAUGAUCUGGAAGCGCCUCAAUGAUCAUGGCAAGAACUGGCGGCAUGUGUACAAGGCCCUGACACUGCUUGACUACCUGAUGAAGACGGGCUCGGAGCGUGUGGCGCAGCAGUGCCGUGAGAACGCCUUCACCAUCCAGACGCUCAGGGACUUCCAGUACGUGGACCGCGAUGGCAAGGACCAGGGUGUCAAUGUUCGCGAGAAGGCCAAGCAGCUGGUGGCUCUCAUGCGGGACGAGGAACGGUUACGGACAGAGCGGGCCCAGGCGCUCAAGACUAAAGAGCGCAUGGCGGGGGCCACGUCAGGCAUGGGCUCGGGUUCGGGCUCGGGCUCUGGCCCGGGCCUGGGCCCGGGCCCGGGUUCCUCCACCCUGCCUUCCUACCCCAGCCGGCGCACAAGCCAGCCCAGCAUGGCUGCCCUCUAUGGGGAAGAGUUCAGCCGCUCCCGGGGCUCCCCCUCCUCUUUCAACUCCUCCUCAUCAUCUCCACGAGUCCCAUCGGACCUGGAGCAGUCUCGCCCUCAGACCAGCGGGGAGGAGGAGCUGCAGCUACAGCUGGCAUUGGCUAUGAGUCGGGAGGAGAGUGAGAAGCCAGGUCCCGCCUCCUCUGUUGCCUUGGAAAUGGACGAAGAAGCACUACUUCAGAUUGCAUUGACUCUAAGCAAAGAGGAACAUGAUCAGGAGCAACGCACCCGCCAGGGAGAUGAGUCCUUGCUUCAAAAGGCGCUAGAAGCCAGCCGGCGGGAGAGCGAGUCGGGGACAAGGGAGUCGGCAAUGGUGGACCUAGUGGAUAUUUUUGGACCAGAUCCUGCUGCCCCUCUGGACAGCGAGCCCUGGGAAUCUCAGGCCGUCAUCCUACCCACCUCUGAUCCCUGGGAUUCUGUUACGGUUGUGCGCUCCGACACGCCUGUCUUUGGCAGCCCCUGGACGGCGCCGCCUCUGUCCAGCAGCCCCUCUCAGGCUUGGGUCCCAAGAUAUUCUCCUCCGGACCCCUGGGAGGCCCAGCCCACUGCCCCCAGCCCCAAUCCCAUCAGCCAUGCCUGGAGUUCGCCUGCUCACACCGGUGCCUCUGGUCUGGACCCCUUCUCAGUUCCCAUGGAGGUCCCUAAAGAGCCAGAAGCCCCCCCACAGUUGUUUCUCCCCCGCCCUGGAAGUCCUGGAGGUGUGGAGAGAGUGUCCAGGGAUCAGAUGAAUGGGAGGGGCGGGGGCAGCCCAGAGCUCUUCGACCUGUCCCGACUUGGGGACACCCUGGGCGAGCCGAGCCCCCGGAGCUGCCGCACCCCAGAGGCAUUCCUGGGCCCCACGGCAGCCUCACUGGUCAACCUGGACACGCUGAUUCCCUACAACCCCCCAGCUAAGAAUAAGAACCCUUUCUUAUCGGGACUGAGCGCCCCCUCGCCCACCAACCCCUUCCACAGUGACCAGCCUCGACUCACCCUUAACCAGAUGCGCCCGAGCUCCACGUCGCCGCUGCCUGGCUCUGCCCUGCCCUACAGCGCCUCCCUGCCCCUGCCUUUGAGUCGCCAGUCCCCAGCACUGACCUCCUCCUUCACCCAGCCGCCCACCUUGGCGGCCGUGGGGCCUCCGGGCCUCCUGGAAGUGCCUGGGAACCUGCCCCAGCCCCUGCUGCCCCUGUCCCCUGCAGCCGCACCCGGAGACCACCUCAGCGGGAACCCCUUCCUGUGAGUCGGACCUGAGGCUUCUUUGGUGCGCCUCCAUUGCCGGACUCACGGAGUUUCUUUUCACUGGAGUCUCUCUUCGGCUUGGCCCCUGCUCCCUCCUGGUCGCUCUGGGGUUAGGGUUAGGGUUACCUGGUUACCUGAGUGCGUGUGCCUGUGGGUUUGCUGCUUGACAGCUGCUAAGCCUUCAUUUUUAAACGCCUUAGUCAAAUAAUCCUGUACGAUAAAUGCUCCCCAGUGUUUCAUGAGGAUAACCAGAAGAAGAGGAUCAUUGUCUUUCAUUAGUUAUUCCACUCGCUGUAUGUUUCAUAGAAAUUCAGAAAUUUGGCAUGUGCAGAAAUAAGUGAUCAUGAAGAUUCGUAAGCAGAUGUUUCCAGUAGAUUCAACAUUCCUGCUUACUUUCUCAAACAUGGAAUGCUUAGAAGAGAUUCUCAAAAGCUGACCUACUAUCCAGCUCGUCAUUCUGGAGACAUGUGGGUCCCUGCAGAUCUUUGUUUCUGGGCUUCUGCGUGGCAUCCAGUCUCUACAGUGUUGUCCAGUGUGGACUGUGACUUUUACACUGCAUUGGUGAACCUUCUGGAAUGACUGUGUAAGCAGCACACUGUGGGCUGGCAUUAUGAAUUACACUGACGAGUGUGGCUAAGGGGGGCGGCAUGGUGGUGCAGUGGUUAGCACUGUCGCCUCACACCUCUGGGACCCGGGUUCGAGUCUCCGCCUGGGUCACAUGUGUGUGGAGUUUGCAUGUUCUCCCCAUGUCGUCGUGGGGUUUCCUCCGGGUACUCCGGUUUCCCCCCACAGUCCAAAAACAUGCUGAGGCUAAUUGGUGUUGCUAAAUUGCCCGUAGGUGUGCAUGUGUGAGUGAAUGGUGUGUGAGUGUGCCCUGUGAUGGGCUGGCCCCCCAUCCAGGGUUGUUCCCUGCCUCGUGCCCGUUGCUUCCGGGAUAGGCUCCGGACCCCCCGCGACCCAAUAGGAUAAGCGGUUUGGAAAAUGGAUGGAUGGAUGGAUGGAGUGUGGCUAAGCUGGCCACAUUUCAGACAAGCACACCUCUGCACCAACUCGUGCAGAGAAUUGGCCCUUGAUUAGCCUGGUACGUGAUUAUUUAUCCAUUCUUACAUUUAACAUUUAAAUGUGAUAAUUAAUGCGUCUCACUCAUUUCUGCACAUGUAUUGAUUCUUAUGUAAAUAUGUAAAAAAUGUGACAUUUCCAAAGCUACGUUAUAGGCUCAUAAACUUAAUUAGGAUGGCAUGGCGCAUGUGUGUGCGCAUGCAUGUGUGCGCGGGGGCAGCAUUGGCAGGGGGCAGUGCUUUUCAUACCCUGAGGUGGGUAACUUGGAGCUGAGCGGCUGAACUGCACACCGACUAACAUGAUCCAUCAGACCCAGGCAAGUAUGCAGAACUUGUCCAAACCUGAAUCACAAAGUCCCACAAUGCACUGGGCAGUAGCUACCCACAAGUACCGGCUGUUAUGUCUCACCAGUUAACCCAGAAACCCAGUCAGUAGACUGCUUUUAAGGGGACUUACACACUACAGCGCCAUCCUGCUUGUAAACAGCUGACAGCUGAGAGAGAGGGAGAGAAAGAGAGAGAGAGAGAGGUUCUGCUCCAGCUCAGUCGGCCCACUUAGUGCUUUUUUGUUUUUUGCAGAAAGAGAAUUUAUAACUGUCAGUGUUUGGAUUCAGUAUUACGAGACCCACAUAUUGAAAGAAUGUAUUGAACUGAAGUGGUGUUACCAGGAAAUAACCAGAAAUUGUCAAUUAAAUAUGAAUAUAUAAAGACAUAAAUUCUAUUUGCAUGUUAUUCUAGUGCUUCUCAACUGAGCCAGUCACUGAUUGUUCAGCCAUUGCAAUUCUCCGUGUGCGGUUAAUGUUUAAAAAAUAUCACGACUAGUGUAUAGUUUUUUUAUAGUUUUUUUUUUUUUUUUUUAAAAACAUUUUGCACAAACAUGAACCUUGUGCAAUUUAUCACUAGUGGAAAAUGCCAUCUAAAUGCCCACUUGUGCCCCCCUCAGACUAGCAGUGGUACUGCAGUAGGGCAGGUGGGUGACGGUGCUGAGUGAGACGAGCACCUGCCAGUUUCUGCCGUGGCUCCUUGUGUGUUUCUGUGCUCUUUUUAUUUCCCAUGCAGGUAGUGUUGUGUUGUGGAGCGAGAAAUGCCCACUUUCAUUCUGUCAUCACACCAUCAUAUUGAAUCUCUGCCCUGAUAUUGGGUAAGAGACUCUCCAGAACAUUACAGGAAAUGAUGGGGGGCAGCAUGAUGUCAGUACUUCACAUGAAAACAGGCUUCCCAGAACUCCCAUUGCCCGGAAAGGUAGGGGCUGAUGUAAUGGACUACACGCCCACACCUUCCCAAAGGCAGACGCCAUCAGUUGCGCGGAUGACUGUGUGUGUGACUCUAUGUGCCGUUUGAUGUUUUUCUUUUGAUUAUGAAAAUAGAGUUUCAGUUACACUGUUACACAUGCAAUCCUGGCUCUACUGAGCACGUGUGGAGUCAGCUUGUUCUUCCUGCUGCGUGUGGGUUUCUCCUGCAUGCUCUGCUCUCCUCCCUCCAUCCAAAAAAGUGAUUUGGUGGAUUCCUCAAGUGACACCAUGUGUCUGUCUUGUGAUGGAGUGCGUCCCUCCUUUGGCUCUCUGCAGCUCCAUGCUGAAGACUGGCUUGGAAAAUUGAUAGGUGGAUGAAUAAUACCUUUACACAAAUGGUAAUAAAAUGCCACGGAAGUCUUUUGUAAGUAGUUUUGACCAGUAGAGGGUGAUAUUGUACUUGCAACCAGAAAACUUCUUGCUUUGUACAUACUGUCAAUGGUGGGUGAUAGUUAUCCAUCCAUCCAUUUUCCAAACUGCUUGUCCUACUGGGUCGCGGGGGGUCCGGAGCCUAUCCCGGAAGCAAUGGGCACGAGGCAGGGAACAACCCAGGAUGGGGGGCCAGCCCAUCGCAGGGCACACUCACACACCAUUCACUCACACAUGCACACCUAUGGGCAAUUUAGCAACUCCAAUUAGCCUCAGCAUGUUUUUGGACUGUGGGAGGAAACCGGAGUACCCGGAGGAAACCCCACGACGACAUGGGGAGAACAUGCACACACAUGUGACCCAGGCGGAGACUCGAACCCGGGUCCCAGAGGUGUGAGGCGACAGUGCUAACCACUGCAGGUGAUAGUUAUGUCAUAAAAAAAAUAAUUUAGACACAUCAGCAUAUAUGGCUGUGGAUAUGGCAGUGAAUUCUCAUUUGAAUACAAUAUCAGGUGAGUACUGUGAACAUACUGAGAGCUGUGUGUGCAGGUGGCACAUAGAGAGUCAGUCACAGAGUACUUAACUGGUUGGCUGCAAGAAAAUCCCGGUCUGGACUUUUACUCUCUUGAGCGGAAUUAACCAACUCUGCUGACUGAUAGUGUUCUGCUCUGAGGAGCCACUCCAUCGAUGACCUGAGUGUGUGGCAGACCUCACCUCUCAUAUAUAAAGCAGCCCUGACUUGAAGCAUAUGCUUGACUGGGUGAAUGGAUGGACAGACAUGUAGCAGUGAUAUAGUUUGGAAUAGCAGGUAUGCCAGCAGAGUGCAUUUCCGGGGAAUUGGGGCCUUCAAGUCACAUCAGUGUUUCAGCACUACAUUUGAACUUAUACACCAGAACUUCAAAGGUAAAAAUCCAUAUUAGGUUCAAUGUUGAUUUGCAAAAUGUGUCAUUUAUAAAUUGUCUGUGACAAUUAACUCUUUGAUAUAUCAGUCAACUGUGAAAAAUGGCAACAGCACACACCUAACACUGCAAACUGGAUCAGCACAGAGGCUGAUCAAAGCUCACGGAAAUCACAAAAGUACAACUUCAAAGUUUACCGGAGUACUGAGUGAAUGAGCCUGUGACCCAGUCUCAGCGAAAGCUGCCUGUUGUGAGCCUCUCAGCCAGACGUUUUCACCAGGCUGCUGCUGCUUGGAAACUCUUUGAAUCCAAGGCCGAUGCACAAAGACACAUAACUUUCUUUCUUCUGGUUGGAGCCAGAGGAUGUCUUUAAGCUAAAGUGUGUGGAAUCUGUAAUGGUUUGGGCUGCCAUUGGAGCUGAAGGCUUUUCUUCUCAAAGAAUGGCCUGAUGUUGCCCUACAGAGUUCAGCAGUUGAAUGUUGUUAGACAAACUGUAGGUGCUCUGAAGGCAAUGGGUGGCCCUAUGGAAAAUUUAUAUUCAAUAUUGUUUUAUGUACAAAUAGUUACAUUAUUCUGUUCAUAGUUCUGUACAUAGGUUAUAUACCAUAUUUAUAUUCUGCUGCUAUAUUCCAGCCACUAUAUUAUGUACAAUCCAUUCAUGCGCAUACUGUGUUCUGCCCUCUGAUUGUGUCAUGUGCACUGUGUUAAUCUGCACUCUACCCCUGUAAUUGUGUUCAUACAACCCCCCCCCCCCCACACACACACACACACACACACAUGUCUUAUGUUGCACAGUGCUCCAGGGGGUAUGAUGUCUCGUGCCACUCUAUGGAGCUCCCAUCCCAUGUGACACACACACACACACACACACACAGAUGCAUAUACACAAAUACUGCAUACUUUAACCAUGGAUGUACCCAACCCAAGCUUGGUUUGCUUUACAAAUUAGGAAAACUGCAGGUAUGCAAAUAUGAAAUGCAGGUAUGAAAUGGUGCUUUUACUUGCCAUUUGCACAAGUAAAGGUACAUUAGAAUGCUUCUUUUCAAAUAUCCCAUCAUGCUCUCCUUUGACACAUACCAAGAUAUAUGCAGGUGACAGCAAAGUUUGGGGACAAAGUGCAGCGUCAGUCAUUCUCGAACGUUUUGGCCACAGCUGUAAACUGCAUCACAUUUUCAUCACUGAAGGAGCAUCUGUUUGGGCACUUCAUCAUGUUUUCUAGUUUCUUAGGAACAGGAGGGCCAUUUCCAGCUUGGUUCCCAAAGCCCGAUUCACGAAUCAUAGUCUAUGGCCAGUAUUCCCUGGAGGGGUUGAUUAAUUUCUGAAAAUAAAACUAAAUAUUUAAAAAUUUUGGUGAAUCAUCAGGUUCACAUAUUUUGUUUGCAUAUGAAAAAAUGUAAAUGCCAAUCAAUCUUCCAGUAACUAACCCCUCACCUCCCCAAGGGCAGUAAAUAACAAGAAGUAUUCCAGUCUAUGGACAUGGGAUGGAAACUCUUACUUCACAGCAUUGCAUCCUAUUUUCUGUUCUGGAAAGGUCACUUAACCAUGUGGCCGCAGGGGUAGCAUUAUAAGGCCACAUCAUGAUGGCACCCUUCCCAUUGGACGGGUACACAAAGGGGCCGCUUAGACCAUUGUAAGGGCACCUUAUAGGGCACUGUAUCACAUUCUGUCCACUAGAAGGGCACUUCAUGAUGGCACCCUUUCCAUUGGACGGGUACAUAUAGGGGCCGCUUAGACCACUGUAUGGGCACCUUAUAGGGCACUGUAUCACAUUCUGUCCACUAGAAGGGCACUUCAUGAUGGCACCCUUUCCAUUGGACAGGUACACAUAGGGGCCGCUUAGACCAUUGUAAGGGCACCUUAUAGGGCACUGUAUCACAUUCUGUCCACUAGAAGGGCACUUCAUGAUGGCACCCUUUCCAUUGGACGGGUACAUAUAGGGGCCGCUUAGACCAUUGUAAGGGCACCUUAUAGGGCACUGUAUCACAUUCUGUCCACUAGAAGGGCAAUUCAUGAUGGCACCCUUUCCAUUGGACAGGUACACAUAGGGGCUGCUUAGACCAUUGUAAGGGCACCUUAUAGGGCACUGUAUCACAUUCUGUCCACUAGAAGGGCACUUCAUGAUGGCACCCUUUCCAUUGGACGGGUACAUAUAGGGGCCGCUUAGACCAUUGUAAGGGCACCUUAUAGGGCACUGUAUCACAUUCUCUGCACUAGAAGGGCACUUCAUGAUGGCAGCCUUUCCAUUGGACGGGUACACAAAGGGGCCGCUUAGACCAUUGUAAGGGCACCUUAUAGGGCACUGUAUCACAUUCUCUGCACUAGAAGGGCACUUCAUGAUGGCACCCUUUCCAUUGGACAGGUACACAUAGGGGCCGCUUAGACCAUUGUAAGGGCACCUUAUAGGGCACUGUAUCACAUUCUCUGCACUAGAAGGGCACUUCAUGAUGGCAGCCUUUCCAUUGGACGGGUACACAAAGGGGCCGCUUAGACCAUUGUAAGGGCACCUUAUAGGGCACUGUAUCACAUUCUGUCCACUAGAAGGGCACUUCAUGAUGGCACCCUUUCCAUUAGACGGGUACAUAUAGGGGCCGCUUAGACCAUUGUAAGGGCACCUUAUAGGGCACUGUAUCACAUUCUGUCCACUAGAAGGGCACUUCAUAAUGGCACCCUUUCCAUUGGACGGGUACAUAUAGGGGCUGCUUAGACCAUUGUAAGGGCACCUUAUAGGGCACUGUAUCAGAUUCUCUGCACUAGAAGGGCAUUUCACGAUGGCACCCUUUCCAUUUGACGGGUACAUAUAGGGGCCGCUUAGACCAUUGUAAGGGCACCUUAUAGGGCACUGUAUCACAUUCUCUGUACUAGAAGGGCACUUCAUGAUGGCAGCCUUUCCAUUGGACGGGUACACAAAGGGGCCGCUUAGACCAUUGUAAGGGCACCUUAUAGGGCACUGUAUCACAUUCUCUGCACUAGAAGGGCACUUCAUGAUGGCACCCUUUCCAUUGGACAGGUACACAUAGGGGCCGCUUAGACCAUUGUAAGGGCACCUUAUAGGGCACUGUAUCACAUUCUCUGCACUAGAAGGGCUCUUCAUGAUGGCAGCCUUUCCAUUGGACGGGUACACAAAGGGGCCGCUUAGACCAUUGUAAGGGCACCUUAUAGGGCACUGUAUCACAUUCUGUCCACUAGAAGGGCACUUCAUGAUGGCACCCUUUCCAUUAGACGGGUACAUAUAGGGGCCGCUUAGACCAUUGUAAGGGCACCUUAUAGGGCACUGUAUCACAUUCUGUCCACUAGAAGGGCACUUCAUGAUGGCACCCUUUCCAUUGGACGGGUACAUAUAGGGGCCGCUUAGACCAUUGUAAGGGCACCUUAUAGGGCACUGUAUCAGAUUCUCUGCACUAGAAGGGCAUUUCACGAUGGUACCCUUUCCAUUUGACGGGUACAUAUAGGGGCCGCUUAGACCAUUGUAAGGGCACCUUAUAGGGCACUGUAUCACAUUCUCUGCACUAGAAGGGCACUUCAUGAUGGCAGCCUUUCCAUUGGACGGGUACACAAAGGGGCCGCUUAGACCAUUGUAAGGGCACCUUAUAGGGCACUGUAUCACAUUCUGUGCACUAGAAGGGCACUUCAUGAUGGCACCCUUUCCAUUGGACGGGUACAUAUAGGGGCCGCUUAGACCAUUGUAAGGGCACCUUAUAGGGCACUGUAUCACAUUCUGUCCACUAGAAGGGCACUUCAUGAUGGCACCCUUCCCAUUGGACGGGUACACAAAGGGGCCACUUAGACCAUUGUAAGGGCACCUUAUAGGGCACUGUAUCACAUUCUGUGCACUAGAAGGGCACUUCAUGAUGGCACCCUUUCCAUUGGACGGGUACAUAUAGGGGCCGCUUAGACCAUUGUAAGGGCACCUUAUAGGGCACUGUAUCACAUUCUGUCCACUAGAAGGGCACUUCAUGAUGGCACCCUUUCCAUUGGACAGGUACACAAAGGGGCCGCUUAGACCAUUGUAAGGGCACCUUAUAGGGCACUGUAUCACAUUCUGUCCACUAGAAGGGCACUUCAUGAUGGCACCCUUUCCAUUGGACGGGUACAUAUAGGGACCGCUUAGACCAUUGUAAGGGCACCUUAUAGGGCACUGUAUCAGAUUCUCUGCACUAGAAGGGCACUUCAUGAUGGCACCCUUUCCAUUGGACGGGUACAUAUAGGGGCCGCUUAGACCAUUGUAAGGGCACCUUAUAGGGCACUGUAUCACAUUCUGUCCACUAGAAGGGCACUUCAUGAUGGCACCCUUCCCAUUGGACGGGUACACAAAGGGGCCACUUAGACCAUUGUAAGGGCACCUUAUAGGGCACUGUAUCACAUUCUGUCCACUAGAAGGGCACUUCAUGAUGGCACCCUUCCCAUUGGACGGGUACAUAUAGGGGCCGCUUAGACCAUUGUAAGGGCACCUUAUAGGGCACUGUAUCACAUUCUGUCCACUAGAAGGGCACUUCAUGAUGGCACCCUUCCCAUUGGACGGGUACACAUAGGGGCCGCUUAGACCAUUGUAAGGGCACCUUAUAGGGCACUGUAUCACAUUCUGUCCACUAGAAGGGCACUUCAUGAUGACAGCCUUUCCAUUGGACGGGUACAUAUAGGGGCCGCUUUAACCACUGUAUGGGCACCUUAUAGGGCACUGUAUCACAUUCUGUGCACUAGAAGGGCACUUCAUGAUGGCACCCUUUCCAUUGGAGGGGUACAUAUAGGGGCAGCUUUAACCACUGUAAGGGCACCUUAUAGGGCACUGUAUCACAUUCUGUCCACUAGAAGGGCACUUCAUGAUGGCACCCUUUCCAUUGGACAGGUACACAAAGGGGCUGCUUAGACCAUUGUAAGGGCACCUUAUAGGGCACUGUAUCACAUUCUGUCCACUAGAAGGGCACUUCAUGAUGGCACCCUUCCCAUUGGACGGGUACACAAAGGGGCCGCUUAGACCAUUGUAAGGGCACCUUAUAGGGCACUGUAUCACAUUCUGUCCACUAGAAGGGCACUUCAUGAUGGCACCCUUCCCAUUGGACGGGUACACAUAGGGGCCGCUUAGACCAUUGUAAGGGCACCUUAUAGGGCACUGUAUCACAUUCUGUCCACUAGAAGGGCACUUCAUGAUGACAGCCUUUCCAUUGGACGGGUACAUAUAGGGGCCGCUUUAACCACUGUAUGGGCACCUUAUAGGGCACUGUAUCACAUUCUGUGCACUAGAAGGGCACUUCAUGAUGGCACCCUUUCCAUUGGAGGGGUACAUAUAGGGGCAGCUUUAACCACUGUAAGGGCACCUUAUAGGGCACUGUAUCACAUUCUGUGCACUAGAAGGGCACUUCAUGAUGGCACCCUUUCCAUUGGAGGGGUACACAUAGGGGCCGCUUGUGUAAGGGCUCUGCAAAGCUUGCUACACACUCCAGCCACUUGGCCCUGCACCUCAGCUGGUGUUGAUGGGUACCCACCAAAGGAUAGCUAGAUAAUUGGCCUUCUUUUACCCGGGGACAAAAGAUAGCAGAGCAGCUGCAUGUAUUGGUUGUUUUAGUGAUAAAAUGCUCCUCGCUUGACCAACACGCCUACCAGACAUAAUUACCUUUAUUGCACAGGUAGCAAAACUCCAUCAUUACAUAUUUCAUAUUGCUCUCUUAUAAGGUACAUCAAAGGGGUUUAAAGCGUUACUAAAGGGACCAAAAGUAAAAUGAUCACUCUGCCAGACAUGGGAUCUGCGAAACACUGCAGACACAGAUUACCCUGCAGAGCCACGGCCCAGCAGAGCCCUGUGUUAUAGACAGUGGGCAAAAUGGAUUUAACAAUAUCCAGCUACGGACCGGAUCUGAUCCAGAUUCACAGGGACCUUGUGCUGGCUGAGUGAUCAUGGAAGAUGGAUGGAUUUAAACAUGAGCUGUAAACGUCCAGAAAUUGCUGGUGAGUUUCGAAAUUGCUUUUCCACUCGACUCAUUCACCAGCAUAAAGAAAACAGGCGUCUCUAUGACAGAAAAGACUUUUAUUUUCAAAAUGGGAGAAAAAAAAGACUCGCUGAAAAUAUGCAGUUACAGUGUGGGAUGGAAAGAAAGUCAAUCUGGCAAAGGCUCUCAUGUGCAGGCGAACAGAAGUGCUCCAUCCACCUGCGCAGUGCGUAGGCGUGCUCAUCCUGCAGAGCCACACCCCCCCAGAAGGUGGCGGUCUAUAAUCACCCAUGCCUGCAGCCAGUCUAUCAGUCUGCUUAAUAUCACUUUGGUCAAGGUUUAUGCACUGCCUUCACAGGCUUUCUCAGCUGUAGUUGGUUUUGCGAGUUGGAUGGUUUAUAGUCUAACUGGGUAUUCUGGAUUCUAUCUGCUCGUAGCUAUGAUCUUAUCCUUGGUCACUCCCAUGCAGCUCAGAGUCCAGCCCUGCCAUCUCACAGUGAGGGGUGUCAGCACUGAGUACUCAGACGUCAGCUUUUCAAAGAGAGGUCUGGCAGGCAGGAGAGCUGUGUGUGUAAAACCCGGGUGUGUCCGAUUGCCGCGUUUUUGUCUUUGUUUUGGAACAUUAUGAGGUUCUCUUUUGUUUUUUUGUUUUCUUCAAUUCUGUCCCGUGGCUGUGACAAGGCCCAGGCUGUUCUAUCAACACAGGAAGCAAAAAUAAACAAGAAUAUCCAAUGAACAUGGUGGCAGAAACAUGCGGUCCAAAAAAAUGUAGCAGAAUUAAUAGGCAACAGGUCAGUAACCUGAAACACUGUGUUUAACACAGUCCAUCAGUCAAAGGGGUAACGUUUUCAGCUGGGUCAUUUCUAAGGCUCCUAUAGAGCUUUUGAGCUGUUCAUCUGGACACUGAAGAGACAGACAGUGUGUACCAGCACAUCUGAAGACAUAGAGUGAUGUCAGUGUAGCUGCGGCUAGUUGUUGGCAGAAUUGUAGCUGAAUGGUAAUUAUCUUCACUUUUUUCAUCAGAGUUUGGUGGAAUCCAGAAUAUGCUUUGGUUAAAUGAUUAAAUACUUUGAUGUGAAUCACCUAUUAAUAAAAGUUCACUUUUUUCUAU
Molecule: messenger RNA, 14130 nt
Organism: Brienomyrus brachyistius
Lineage: Eukaryota; Metazoa; Chordata; Actinopteri; Osteoglossiformes; Mormyridae
Gene: epn3b
Product: epsin 3b
Exons: 11
Coding region: 1625-3481 (618 amino acids)
Biological process (GO): endocytosis
Cellular component (GO): clathrin vesicle coat; endosome; plasma membrane
Molecular function (GO): clathrin binding; phospholipid binding
Source: RefSeq, a predicted model, not a curated record